Messenger RNA from Parnassius mnemosyne (clouded apollo), 2145 nucleotides. NCBI's taxonomy places the organism in Eukaryota, Metazoa, Arthropoda, Insecta, Lepidoptera, Papilionidae. The record is from the annotation of a GenBank genome assembly.
AUGGUUGUAAAUGCACCAGAAACUCCUAUACAAGCCGAAAUAAUAUUUGUUAUAGAAGCUACAGCAGCAAAUAGUGCCUAUAUAAGUGAAUUAAAAACAAAUUAUAUAGUGCCAACGCUAGAAUAUUUCCAUGGUGGUGCCCUGGAAGAAGGUGCUGGCAGUGGUUCAGUAUAUGGCAUAGUUGCAUACAAGGCAGCUGAUUGUCAUCCGGGUCCUCCCGUUUUAACCUUUGGUCCCUUAACAUGCCCUCAAAAUGUAAUUGAAACUGUGGAUAAAAUACAAUACAUAGGCGGUCAUGCUGAGAAUCGUGCUUGUGUGACUGAGGCCCUGACAACAGCACUAGCGUGCUUUGAUGAGUUGGGUCGCACGGAUUUACCAAUACAUAUAUUAUUGUUAUGUUGCUCGCCGCCUUAUUCUGCAUAUGCUGGAGGAUUGGUUCCACCAGGUGCUCCAGCGACCAUAGAGCAAGCAGCUCGUUUAGUGGCCGAGCGAGGUGCACAACUUUCUAUAGCAUCUGCGAAGCGGUUGCCCGCUUUGAUGGCACUCUAUGAGCAUGCAGGCGGCGAAAUUCAUCAAGCACAACAGAGGAACUAUGCCAAGGAUCCGCGCCACCUAGUGUUACUGCGAGGAUACAGUUUGAAGGAGAGACCGCCCAGCCCAGCCCCGCCGCCUGCCCCGGACAUUCAACCAGACAUGUAUGGGCAGCAGCGCGGCGGCCUGGGCGCGGCGGGCGGGGCGGGCGCGGCGGGCGGGCCGCGGGCCGUGGCGGGCGCGUACCCGCGCGCGGCGGCCGUGCGCGCGGGCUGGCUGGCGCCGCUGGCGCAGCGGCAGCCGGUCUACGCCAACAACUCCGCGCUGCUCACGCAGCUCGCGCAGCCCUCCUACCCGCCGCCGCCGCCCGCACACGCCGCACAGGCGAAUAUGCAGCGCAUGCCGGGAAUGGUGGCGGGCCCGUCGGGUGCUGGGGCUGCGCCGCUGCAGCGCACGUACAUCUGGAGCGGCGUGCUCGAGUGGAUGGAGAAGGGCAAGGCGCCCGGCGACCAGCAGAAGGUCACCAAGCAUCUGCCGUGUCAGGUGUCAGCCAAUUCAAAAGACAUAGAGCCCGAGUUAAAGGUUGACACGUGGCCGAACAAGUUGCUGAUGCAGUUGAUGCCGAAGCAGCUCAUCAGCAACAUCGGAGGCCAGUAUCUCAAGGACAGCAAGUCGGUGUUAUUCCACUUGCAGCCCAAUGAGGCGCUUGACGCUCUUACCAAGGUCAUGGUCAACGGCUUUGCCGGGUGCGUUCAUUUCUCUCCUAUGUCAUCGCCCCCGCAGUGCGACAUCAAAGUGCUGAUACUUCUGUACACUCCAGAUAAGAAAGCCUAUCUCGGUUUCAUACCCAACAACCAGGCGACCUUCGUUGACAGACUUCGAAAAGUAAUCCAGCAACAGAAAAUCACACAGAUAAUUAAUAAACAGAUGCCCGCAGCAGUGAGUGCUGCUGGUGCGAUGGGCGGGAAUAUGAGCACAGCGACCAUGGCCGGUGCAGGUGGGAUGCAGUCUGGAGGUAUGGGCGGCGCGGGUGCGCUGGGCGGCGCGCUGCAGGGCGUGGGCGUGGGCGUGGGGCAGAUGGCCGUGCCCGGGCCCAGCCAGGGCAUGGUGCAGCCGCAGAUGCAACAACACAAUCAGAAUAUGAUGAUGGGAAACAGUAUGGGUGGACAAGUUGGCGGCGUUGCGGGCGUUGGAGGAGUUGGCGUGGGCGGCAAAGGUCCCAGACCUGUUACACAGCUGGACGGCCUGGAGGCUGCACGACAACAAAACCUCGAGAAAAUACAGCAUCUGCAACAAACUUUGGAGGCGGCGCACCAGCAAGAGGCACAGUUCAAGUCGCAGAUGGACAUCAUGUCGCAUUUGCAUGCCGCUCAACAACAGGAGCAGCACUAUAAACAGUUGGAGGAGCAGCAGCGCAAGCAGCAGCUGCAGCAGCAGUUGCAGCAGCAGCUGCGCGGCGCGCCCGGACACCCGCCGCGCGUCAUGCACACGCUCAACCAGGGCCUGCGCAACCUGCUGCAGCAGCCUCAGUACAGGCCGCAGGGUGGCGCGGUGCGUCCGAGCUCGCAGACGCAGCAGUUCGACGACGUCUCCAACUACAAUGACUUUCUAUAA